This is a messenger RNA of Argentina anserina (silverweed cinquefoil), 1004 nucleotides long. RefSeq names its product ATP-dependent Clp protease proteolytic subunit-related protein 4, chloroplastic. Gene Ontology annotation, molecular function: serine-type endopeptidase activity; ATP-dependent peptidase activity; ATPase binding. Gene Ontology annotation, biological process: protein quality control for misfolded or incompletely synthesized proteins. The transcript has 7 exons. Gene Ontology annotation, cellular component: endopeptidase Clp complex. The record is from RefSeq and is a predicted model, not a curated record. Lineage: Eukaryota; Viridiplantae; Streptophyta; Magnoliopsida; Rosales; Rosaceae. Bases 90 to 1004 code for a protein of 304 amino acids.
UUCAGUAAUUCACUGUCUUCUUCUCUCCUCUCACACUCAAACUCACAGGCCACAGUGUCCACCACGAACCACCGCACUCUCAACCGCCUAUGGAGGUUGCCACCUCAGCUUCCAGCUUCGCGCUUCACGCGCGCAUCUCAGCCCCGCCAGUUGCUCCCCGAGCUUUAAACCCUAACCGCAACCAAACAAUGUCGUCUUGCUGGCCUCUCAGAGCCUCCCUCUCCUCCAACUUCCUCUCACCCUUCGCCGGCGGAAGCAUCGCCUCUGACUUCUCCGGCCACAAGCUCCGCCCUCCCUCUCUCAAUCCGGCGUCGUCUCCUGGCUCUAAGCCCAAACGCGGUGUCUUCACCAUGGUUAUUCCAUUUCAAAGAGGAAGUGCAUGGGAGCAACCACCACCAGACCUGGCGUCGUAUCUAUACAAGAAUCGAAUUGUUUACUUGGGAAUGUCGCUUGUUCCUUCAGUAACUGAGCUGAUUCUUGCAGAGUUUCUCUACCUUCAGUAUGAGGAUGAUACAAAGCCUAUCUACUUGUACAUUAAUUCCACUGGAACAACUAAGGGCGGUGAGAAAUUGGGUUACGAGACAGAGGCUCUUGCAAUAUAUGAUGUCAUGAGGUAUGUCAAGCCACCGAUAUUUACUCUUUGUGUCGGUAAUGCUUGGGGCGAAGCCGCUUUACUUUUGGCUUCUGGUGCAAAGGGAAACCGUUCUGCGUUACCAUCAUCAACAAUCAUGAUAAAGCAGCCAAUUGCAAGGUUCCAAGGUCAAGCAACAGAUAUUGAACUUGCAAGAAAAGAAGUGAAGAAUGUGAAAGACGAGUUGGUCAAGCUCUUUGCUAAGCAUGUUGGAAAAUCGACUGAGCAAAUUGAAGCGGACAUUAGACGGCCAAAAUAUUUUAGUCCCAGCGAGGCAGUGGAAUAUGGCAUAAUAGACAAGGUACUGUACAAUGAGAGGGGUCAUAAAGACAGGGGAGUAGUGGCUGACCUGAAAAAGGCACAGCUUAUUUGA